AUGAGAACCCUUCGACCACCUAGAAGGACACCGGCCAGAGUACCACACCGACGCUUUGACUCUAGCAAUCUCCGCGUCCCACAGCUGGCACAGCAUUUUAGAGAAACCUGCAAACGUCACCUUGCAGAGCCAGUGGAUCAGGCCUCUGUGGAGCACCACUGGACCACCCUCAGAGAUGCCAUGACCCGUGCACCGGAGGAAACCAUCGGCUACUCAAACAAGAAAAGACAGGACUGGUUCUAUAAGAUUUAUGAGUCCAUCUCGCCUGUCAUUGAAACUAAACGUCAGACACGUCUGACUAUGAAGAACCAGUCUACAGCUACCAAUAAACGUGCUCACUGCCAAAGAGGCAUACGAGAAGCCCAGAACACCUGGUGGCAAAGAAAAGCAGCAAAAAUACAAAGCUACGCUGACCAACGAGACCUGCGCAGCUUUUAUGCGACAACCAAGGAAAUUUUUGGCCCCACACGCUCAUCAGUGGGCGGACUAAAGGACAUGGACGGGGCUACAACCAUCACCGACAGCGCGGUAUUCUGUCAAGGUGGAGGUCUCACUUUGAGAACCUCCUCAACGCCCAGGUCAACACGCCAGACAAUAUGCUGCGAAUGA
This is a messenger RNA of Acanthosepion pharaonis, 609 nucleotides long. The record is from the annotation of a GenBank genome assembly. Lineage: Eukaryota; Metazoa; Mollusca; Cephalopoda; Sepiida; Sepiidae.